Messenger RNA from Macrosteles quadrilineatus (aster leafhopper), 2382 nucleotides. RefSeq lists its product as uncharacterized. The record is from RefSeq and is a predicted model, not a curated record. The transcript has 4 exons. Bases 75 to 1949 code for a protein of 624 amino acids. NCBI's taxonomy places the organism in Eukaryota, Metazoa, Arthropoda, Insecta, Hemiptera, Cicadellidae.
GCUCUGUAGUGUUGUGGUGCUUAGGUGUAGUGCCCACUUGGAUUACUUUCACUCCUAAACGAUAGAGUGACCGAAUGAGGAUCAGUAUGUCGUCCCAGCCGGGGCGCCUGGCGUCCAUCUGCCUUGCUGUCCUCGCUCUCCUGCAGGGAGCGACGAGCGACGCCCCGCUGUUGGACUCGUCAGCCUUGCCGUUAGAGCACCGCGCCGUGUACGGGCCCCCGUUGCCGGGGCCCCCAGCCCCCCAGUACGGGCCCCCGCCCCCAGUCUCCGGGGGUGGUGACGACCCCUGGCCCCUCGCCACUCCUGACAUGCCACAGAUCAAGCACCUGCAAGUACAGUGCGAGAAGACGCACAUGCGCGUCAACAUCGAGUUCGACCGACCCUUCUACGGAAUGAUAUUUUCUAAGGGUUUUUACAGUGAUCCUCACUGCAUCCAUCUAAAGCCCGGUAGCGGUCACCUGAGCGCCACCUUCGAGAUCUUCCUCAACUCCUGUGGAAUGUCUUCAUCUGCCAACCACAACACCGGGGGUGGCUACUCCACACCCAGCGGCAGCUACGUGGAGAACACCAUCAUCAUCCAGUACGACCCCUACGUCCAGGAGGUCUGGGAUCAGGCUAGAAAGCUGAGGUGUACUUGGUACGACUUCUACGAGAAGGCAGUCACCUUUCGGCCCUUUCAGGUCGACAUGCUCCACGCCGUCACCGCCAACUUCCUCGGAGACAACCUGCAGUGCUGGAUGCAGAUACAGGUGGGCAAGGGACCCUGGGCAUCAGAAGUGUCCGGAAUCGUGAAGAUCGGACAGACCAUGACCAUGGUGCUGGCUAUCAAGGACGACGAAAACAAGUUCGACAUGCUGGUGAGGAACUGUGUGGCCCACGACGGCAAGAGAGCGCCCAUCCAACUGGUCGAUCAGCACGGAUGUGUCGUCAGGCCGAAGAUUAUGAGCAAGUUCCAGAAAAUCAAGAACUUUGGACCUUCAGCAUCAGUAGUGAGCUUCGCGUACUUCCAAGCCUUCAAGUUCCCAGACUCCAUGAACGUGCACUUCCAGUGUGUCAUCCAAGUUUGUAGGUAUAACUGCCCCGAGCCUCGUUGUGGUAACGACUACGGUCUCCCCGCUCUAGGAGGGUUAGGUGGCGAGUACGGACCUCCUCCUCCAUCUGGAAACUCAAUCCACUCUGAAUACGGACCUCCACCACUGCCCGAGUACGGUGCCCCAGCGGCAUACCCCGACCCCAGGCAUCCUUCAGGCCCAGCUGGCGCUUACUCCGAGAACAAACCCGAAGUGCUGCCUCCACCUUCUUCUACCAGCAAUCCUAGCAACCCCAACAACCCUGCCGGUCUGACCAACCCCUCGUCACCCUCUCCACAGAAGACCUCCCCUAGCAACGUCAACCUCAACAACGACAACGACAUCAACCUUCCCCCUCCACCUCUGCCCGGACAGUUCGCCCAGUACACCACGGUCAAGAGGAAAGGAGGAGUCAGUGACGAGCUGGAGGGCAACCUCGCCACUCUCGGGGGACGACCGAGGAGUGUCGAGAACCUGUCCGACCUCCAGGGAGCCAGGAGACGACGAGCCACAGACACCGUCCACACGGUGGUGGUCACCAGGAUCUACAAGAGAGAGGCUCAAGAGAUGACGGACGUCAACACGAGUAGAACUAUCCAGGUGGUGUCUCCCGGAGAUGUCAACUUCGCGUUGAACGCCGGAGCCGCCAACAACGAGACCGUGGUCGUGUCGUCGACCAGCGGCCUGGACGACAGCGUUUGUAUGAGCAUUCCCAGCUUCGUGGUGGGGCUGGUGAUGUUGCUGGUGGUGCUGGUAGUGGCGUGCCUGGUGGCGGCCUUCCUCUUCGUCAGAGUCAGACAGAUCGACCGUAAGGGAGUGACGACGACGUUCGUGCACGGCGGAUACGACAACGCCGAGUUCGUCAAGAUGUCCAGCUAGUGUCGCCAGACUGAUCCGUUGCCAUAUCCUCCGGCCGCGGACAGACCUCCUCGACGCGGAUCCUCGUCCGAGGCGGUCUGUCCGCGUUGCUGCUGAGUGCCGCGCACCGCGCUCUACAGUGCCGCGCUACACAGUCGAAAUGAUCCCAAAGAUAAACACAGUGUUCAGUGACUAGUGAACCGAGUUAGUUGUUAGGCCUCGGGCCCUUGUAUGGUCUAUGAUCAGCUCAUAUUUAUUUUUCACCCUCUUCGUCAUCGCCCCUCUUUUUCGUCCCUCUCUCGUUAAUUUAUUAUUCACUCCUCUUCCUUUCGCACUAAUGUAUCAUACCAUUUCAUCCAUCUUUCUCGUUGCUCGUAACGAAUUAUGUUAAUGUUUAGGCUAAGUGAAUGUUUUGUUAAUCUUGUAAAGCCGAUUAAACAAAUUAGUGACUGUA